Molecule: messenger RNA, 4314 nt
Organism: Pseudomyrmex gracilis
Lineage: Eukaryota; Metazoa; Arthropoda; Insecta; Hymenoptera; Formicidae
Product: facilitated trehalose transporter Tret1-like
Exons: 3
Coding region: 2402-3739 (445 amino acids)
Biological process (GO): carbohydrate transport; transmembrane transport
Cellular component (GO): membrane
Molecular function (GO): sugar transmembrane transporter activity
Source: RefSeq, a predicted model, not a curated record
UUCCGCCUCCGACCCCAACAAUAUUGUUAUCGCUCCUGUCCAUCCUGGAAGGAAGACGUCUUUCCUACCCUUCGUGCGUUCCACUAAGACGAUUCUCUCACGAGCCGCUCCCUCGCGCACUUCCGCCGCCGGUCCGCGAUCCCUCGUGGAACAUCCCUCGCUCCUUCAUGAAUCGCGACCGGUCACGACGACGUGUCGCAACGCGAUCGCAUCACACACACGCGACGGAUCUCUCUCUCUCUUUCUCUCUCUUUCUCGCGUAAAGAUGAUUGUUUGAGAAUUCCUCAGUUUUUCUUUGUUUUUUUUUUUUCACAGAAUAAGCGAACACUCUUGGGAUAGGUCAGGUCUCUGAUCGCGAGAUGAGACUUCGCGGACGUCGCGGAGAGAUCGCGCGGAACCGUCGUUUUCUUCUCGUCGCCGCGCGCGCGAAUUUUCCUGCCGCCGCCGCGUGCCGUUCUCUCCGCGAGAAACACGACACUCGCUCCCGUUUGCCUUGCUCGGUCACGCUCUUUUCGUUACACCGCCUCGUCGUCGUCGUCGUCGUCGUCGUGCGCGCCUCUUUUUCUCCCCUCGUGCUCGGGAGUGCGAUGUAGCGUGAAGCGCUCGAUUUCGUUCGGCGACCACGCGGCUCUCUCAGAAGCCGAACACGCUCUCUCGCUCGAUAAUCUCGGAAGCUCGUUCCUCGCUCUUACUUCUGCGACGAUUUACUGCGCACGAAGCUGGAAUUUCUUGUUGCCUCUACUCGGCUUCCUCGCCGUUCUCGUUCGCUCUUUUAUCGUCUCUCUCGAAUUUAUUUGUUCUUCGAUUGAUUUAAUUACGCGCGCGUUGCUUCUUGCGCGCAAUUUCGGUCACGUUUUUCCGUCCGGAUUUUUUUUUUCUAUCGAAAAACGAAUCAGCAGCUCGUUGCCGCAGAUACAAGUCGAAUGAAGAACGCUCUUCUUCUUUCUCUCGUCGGAUCCUUUUUCCUCGAUCGGAAGAAAAGGUCCAUCAACCGCAUCGAAUGCGCAUUCCAGUCACGAGACACCCUUCGGAUCGGCGUUUUGCCUCUGUUCUCACGAGUCUCUCUCUUUCUCUCUCGACGCGUUUCUUUCAUUAACUCGAACUUGUCUCGUCUCACAAAGAAACGUCGGAUUCAAUGGACGAGAAAGAGAAUUUCUUGCCGUCGGACACGUUAUUUUUUGAACAAAUUCGCGCGAAUUUCGCGAAAACUAUUAUCACGGGGCGAUUCUUCUUCGUGUCGCCCCGUGCAACAAGGCGGCUUUUAAGCGCCUGUGUAUAAUUAUAUAUCGCGACGAGAAACUCUCUCUCGUUGUGUGUAUCUUCUCUUCUCUUCCUCACGCGGCACAGAAAUACCCGGCGCCCCGCGCCGACCGGAAGCGCAUUUCCAAAAACCCGCCUGAAGGCCGUCGGCGCAAAACAGGUUCUGGAGGACCCGCCACGAACGAAAUCACCGAGACGAAAUCGGGCCUAAACCGGACCGCGAUUUAAAUCGCCGUGGCGACUCACACUCGCAGGCGACUCCGACGCACAGGAAACGCAAUUUCGUUCGGGUGAAAAAAAAAAAACAAAAAACACUCUCGGUGACAAUUCAGAAGAGUCGUCCCCUCUCCGCGCGUUCACAAGUUCUCUUCCCUCCAAAUAGACUCCGAGAUUCAGUCGAGCCAGCACUUUUAAAUUCGAAACCACCUCUCGCGAUCGAUUCGCAAUUUAAAUCCUCGGAAUGAUCGAUCGAUGCGUUUCAGACACCGAUCAAGCGUCUCACUGACAACGUCGACGGCAACGUGGAGCGCAACAAAGAGGAUUUUUGAAUUGCAUCACGUUCACUCGCGAGGCGAGUAUCCGCGUAAUCGGAAAACGAGAAACGAACGGGGGGCCACCAAGUCGAGAAACCACCAACGAUCGAAACGCACGCGCGUUUAUUCACUCCCACGUUCACGGGCGUGGAUGCACGUCGCGUGGGUUAUCAUCUCUCGAGUGAUUCGCGUCGCGCCGCAUCUCGUGUGUGUUGCAGCACGCGCGUGUUGCUCACACGUCCUUCGCGUGCGCCGCCGAUCCCAGUCGGUGCGCCUGGAUCGCGGCUUUUCCCGACGAAGGUCGUUUGCGCACAGGCGAAGAAUUGGAAUUUCGGAAUCUCACUCGCGGAUAUCAAUCGACGUUCGGAGAUAGGGACGCGAACGGAUUCCCUAAUUUUUUUCCAGAUCUUCGACGAGAAAUGCUCCGCGGCGAGCGAGCGCGAUCGCGGUCUCUUGUAUCGCCAGAUCGACUGGUCGAGGUGGAAUCGGCCGAGGACUGCAGCAGGGACGCAGAAGGACGGAGCGGGAGGACGGACGUCGGUGUUUAACACACAAGCGCACGGAGCGCAGGACGAAGAGAGAAAGAUUGCGUUGCUGCACUGGGCGGUAUGCAGGCCGGCAUAACGCUCGGCUGGACGUCGCCGAUCUUGCCUUACCUCACGUCGGAAGACUCUUUCCUACCCGAAAAACCGUCCGAUACUCAGAUCUCGUGGAUCUCGUCUCUGUUGGCGCUCGGCGCCAUUGUGGGAGCCUUGCCGGCCGGCAAGAUCGCCGAUCUAAUCGGUCGCAAGUGGACCAUACUCUUGACGGCCGUACCGUUCACCACGUGCUGGCUCAUCCUGCUCACGACCGAGAACGUUUUCGGUCUGUACGUCGCCCGGUUCGUCGGCGGGAUCGGCGCCGGAGCGGCGUGCGUCCUCGUGCCGGUCUACAUCGGCGAGAUCGCUCAGACGUCGAUUCGCGGCGCUCUGGGCGCCUUCUUCCCGCUGCUCUUCUCCUCGGGAAUCGUGUUCUCCUACGUGAUCGGCGCGUACUGUUCCUACGUUGUCUUCAACUUCGCCUGUUGGAUCAUUCUGCUGCCUUUCGUUCUGGGUGUGUUUUUCAUUCCGGAGUCGCCGAUGUGGCUGCUGCAACGCGACCGCAAAAUCCAGGCCGCCAAGGUCCUGACAAUUCUGCGGGGCGAGCACUACGACAUCGCGGAGGAGAUAACCGUUCUUCAGGACGACGUCGACAGAAUGGCGAGCGCGACCGGCGGCUUCAAAGAUCUCCUGGGGACCAAGGCCGGACGCAAAGCGGCCGUCACUUGCAUUGGUCUCAUGAGUUUUCAGCAACUGUGCGGCGUGGACGCGGUUCUCUUCUACACGGUCGACAUCUUCGAAGCGGCCAGCAGCUCGAUCGAUCCUUUCCUGGCGACCAUCAUUAUCGGUAUCACCGAAGUUGUGAUGACGAUAUUCGUCGCCGCCGUGAUCGAUAGAUUCGGUCGGAAGCCGCUUCUGAUAAUAUCCGGCACAAUGAUGACCGUUUGUCUGGGCGUUCUCGGCUACUAUCUGAAGGCCCAGGAGAAGGGAACCGACGUGAGCGACUUCGGUUGGCUGCCGCUUACGAGUCUCGCCUUCUUCAACAUCGUCUUCUCGAUCGGUUACGGAUCCGUGCCGUUCACGGUGAUAAGCGAGAUCUUCCCGCCCGAGACCAAGGGCGUCGCGAGCAGUAUGUCGAUUGUGGCGCACUGGAGCUUGGUGUUCGCCGUCACCAAGCUCUUCCCGACAAUGGAAAAGCAUAUGGGCCAGGCGGCUACUUUCUGGACAUUCGCGUGCUUCACCGCAGCGUCCGCGGUAUUCGCGUACUUUAUCGUACCCGAGACGAAAGGAAAGACGUUGCAGGAGAUACAGAAGAAGCUCGAGAGAAAACACAAGACGAGAACGGAGUACUCGGUCGAACCGGCCUGAAAAUCUUGACGGAAAAGUCGUUUACUAUGGCCGAUCGUGCUUUUGUCGUGUAACUCCGACAAGAACAUCAAGAAAUGAAAAUUCAAGGACGGCGGCUCGAUGAGGAAACGUUCGACGCAGUUCAUUGUUUGUAUAUUUUUAUUUCGAUCGCGCGUAAAGAACAUGUAAUUUAUAUUUUCUGCCACGUUUUUUUUUUUUUUAUGGGGUUUGAAAUGAUACGUCGCACACGAAACUAAAUUAAACGUUUGUGAUAAAAUAUAAACGCAAGAAACUUGUUGUCGCUAUUAUUCUUGUUUUUAAUAUAUAUUUCUUGUUUUAAUUAACUGUGAUAUAUUAUCACAUUUAAUUAACUGUGAUAUAUUAUUCAUAUAUCACAGUUAAAAUUAAAAAUUAUAUAAUAUGGCCAAAUUACAUAUGUCGUCGCGAGAGAGAGAGAGACAUGUCUGACUUACAUUUCAAACACUCAAUUUUGAUAAUUUCCAUCAUUGCGCGUUUUCCUCAUCUACGACAAUGAAAACGCAAAAAUCAGCGCGAUAUGUAUUUAUUAUAUUUGUAAAUAUAUAUUUUUUUAGUUA